UUAAAAUCAAAUUCCUCUUUUGAAAUUACAGUUUCUUCAUGUGAUGUGACGGCCGAAGUACGAAGAGGAGAAACAAAACGUGUUUCCACUGGACAAAGUCUGACAGUCGAGUGUCCCGUCAAAAACUGUGGGGAGUCAUUCAAUGUCAGAUGGUAUAAAUUAUCUAACACGUUAAAGAACUGGGAGGCCGUUCCAGAUAUGGAGAACAUAAAAAUCACACAGGAAUAUGACAAAGAAAAUCUGAUCUCAUAUUUAAGUUUUGAGCAGGUUUCCAUUAAUGAUGACGGCCUGUACAGAUGUGCUUCAGGACUCAGUAAUGAAAUAGUCAGCCAUUCCAUCAACAUCUCAGUUUCAGAACUAAACAAAGGAGUAGAAAACCCUGAUGAUGAUACAGUUGGCUCAGACAGUAUUGAUGACGAUCGCUCCUCCCUAUCCGUCUUCCUGAUCUGUGUUACCAUUAUAUUUCUGAUCGCCGCAGCGAUAGUGUUGAUCCUCGUGUGCUUUCAUGGCUGGAAACAAACAUGGAUUUGCAACAAUAAAAAUCAAGCGGAAAUAUCUACACAUAUGAUACCGGAGCUCCCGAAGACAAAGAGCGCCCCUUCUUUUCCCAGCCUGCAAACUCAAUUCUCAGUUCUGAAUGACAUCUGUUCUUCAAGUAAACCAGGAAGAACAUCAACAUCACCUGCUCUCGCUCUCGCUAGGAAUGUUGCAGACAUAGCAGCUAAUUGUCAAGCUUCUAACUGUGCAGUUAAUACCAUAAUCAACUACCAACAAUGUGGUUCACCAGCCAGGAACGACACAUAUCAGCAGAAUGAAAAAGCAAAUUGCUGUUAUCAACGCCUUAAACGUUGAGUAUUAUUCUCUCACUGAGAAUAAGUUAGAAACAUCCAGAUUUGCGAGGAAGUAUAGAUGAUCAACACAAGUAUAGAAUAACGAGUAAUUCUAUACCCGUUAUUCUAUACUCGUAUAGAAUAACGAGUAUAGUUAUUCUAUUGCAUUGGAUGCAACUUCUCCAAUGCAGAAGUUGCAUUGGAUGCAACUUCUGCAUUGGAUGUUGGUGAAGUGACAGUUCAAAAAGAGGCCAGUUACAUUUAACGUAGACAUGAAAGUGUGGAAAAGAUAGUUUUUUUGUGCACUUAUCAUUUCACGUUAUAAUCUCAAUAAUUCAGGGACACUGAAAGUUUUAUUAUUUUAAACAAGUAUAAGUUUUGCAAUUCUUUUACUUACGAUUAUUAAAUGCCUGAAAUGUUAUGUAAAUUCAAAGAGCAAUAUCAACAAAAAACCCAUAAGACCAUUCUGUCACGUAUUUCCUGUACAACAUAUUCAUCAAUGGCGAAUGUUGUUUCUGAUGUUUUUGCCAGGUGAUCCAUGUUAUAGAGCUCUUGAUGACACACAGACUUGGGAAAUGAAGGUUGAGAAGAAAAACGAAAAAAACAAUUUAAGACAAAAAUAUCAUCUGACAUGAGUUUACAAACUGCUUGAGACGUUUUUGUCAAAGUGAGAUGAAAGAAAAAGUGAAAAAGUGAUACAUUUUGAAUUAAUUGUGAAGGAGAAUUUUUCAAAUUGAAAACUGAAAACUAGUUUAAUAUGAAGUGUGGAAAAAUAUGUAAAAUAAUAAGAUUUUAGUCUUGAUUUUUACCACAGAAGUCAACAAUAAAGUACUGAAAAAAUGUCUUCUACUUGAAUAUUUUUCUCAUCAAAACAUAAAUAACCAUGUUUUGAUGCAUAAAUAAGCAUCAAAACAUGCAUAAAUAAGCACCUAAUCGACAAUGCUGAUCGUCUAUUAGGUGACGAUCAGCAUCACCUAAUUGUCUACACAAGAUGGCACUGUUGAGAAAAAAAACACUUUUUGUCUUGUUUCAUGCACGCUGUCCUUUCACAGAGGACAGCAUGCAUGAAGUCUAAAAGAGUCUAUUCAUACCAGGUGAUGCUUUUAUGGUGUGGAAAAUAGUGGGAAAAAGAAAAAUCGCUUCUUCUGUUACUUGUCUGGUCAGAAACAAUGACAUAACAUACGUCAGUCAAUCCCACAUAAAGUCCUUGUUUCUUCUUAAAUAAACAUUAAUCCUAACAGGCUUUCAAAAAGUUUGAGUUUCAUCUUUAAAAAAUUCUAUAACGUCAAGCAUUUAAGGGAUCUGUGCCCCCAGGUUUGGGA
Messenger RNA from Gambusia affinis (western mosquitofish), 2152 nucleotides. RefSeq lists its product as uncharacterized. The transcript is spliced from 5 exons. The coding region runs from base 199 to 852 and encodes 217 amino acids. Gene Ontology annotation, cellular component: plasma membrane. The record is from RefSeq and is a predicted model, not a curated record. NCBI's taxonomy places the organism in Eukaryota, Metazoa, Chordata, Actinopteri, Cyprinodontiformes, Poeciliidae. Gene Ontology annotation, molecular function: signaling receptor activity. Gene Ontology annotation, biological process: immune response-regulating cell surface receptor signaling pathway.